Messenger RNA from Linum trigynum, 2747 nucleotides. The record is from the annotation of a GenBank genome assembly. NCBI's taxonomy places the organism in Eukaryota, Viridiplantae, Streptophyta, Magnoliopsida, Malpighiales, Linaceae.
CUUUUGAGUGUAUGUACGUCUCUUUUUAUUGUGGGCCCUAAUCACUUUUGCUCGAAUAUGUCAAGAAUCAGAUUGGUUCCAGUAACUCGAGUUAUUGGCAGAAGAUCAAUUAUAGAUCAUCUAACAUUUACUAAUACGACUCCUCAAACGAAAGACAACUCAUAUUGCUUAAUAAUUGGGGUCAUCGGUACUCAAAUAAGGGACCGGUUACUAUGACAACACCCCUUGUGUUGUUAUUGUAACAACACUAGUCUCCAACCAAUAGGAAGCUAGGAUUGUGAUGACUUUUUAUUAGAUGAGUUGACCUAGUGUAAAAUCAAAGCAGGGGUAUAAUUGUCAUUAUGAAAAAUCUGUUUAAAUAAUAAAAAAUAAUAAAAAUAUUAUUUUAUGCCCAAAAAUUUGGUCGCCGGAAUUCUGUCACCGGUCGCCGGAAUUCUGUCACCGGUCGCCGGAAACUGAUCGCCGGUCACCGGAAUAUGCUUUUUGUCGCCGGAAUAUGCUUACCGGAGUCGGAAUCUAGUCAUCGGCGUCGGAAUCUGCUCACUGACGGUCACCGGAGUUCGGUCUACGGUCAACGAUCAUCAGAUGUUAUGGUUAGCAUUGUGAGAUUUAUGGUUUGGUUUCUCGUAUUUUUUUUAUGUCUUUUGUGGUUUGCUUUAUCGUGUUUGUGGUUUGCAUUAGGAAGUUUCUGGUUUGCUUUCGAAAAUUUUGUGGUUUGCAUUGUGAGGUUUCUGGUUUGUUUUAAUAUAUUUGUGGUUUGCAUUAGGACGUUUAUGGUUUGCUUUUGUGUUGGUUUGAUUUACUGUGUUUGUGGUUUGCAUUAGGAGGUUUCUGGUGUGCUUUCGCAAAUGUUGUGGUUUGCUUUGUGAGGUUUGUGGUUUGUUUUAGGAGAUUUGUGGUAUGCAUUAGAAGGUUUCUGGUUUGCAUUAAGAAGUUUUUGGUGUGCUUUCGAAACUUUUGUGGUUUGCUUUGCGAGGUUUCUGGUUUGUUUUAAUAUAUUUGUGGUCUGCAUUAGGACGUUUUUGGUUUGUUUUACCGUGUUUGUGGUUUGCAUUAGAGGGUUUCUGGUGUGCUUUUGUGGGGUUUCUGAUAUGUUUUAGCGAAUUUGUGAUUUGCAUUAGGAGGUUUACGGUAUGUUUUUUGUGGGUUGUUUUAUUGCGUUUGUGAUUUGCACUAGGGGGUUUUUGGUGUUAGAAAUAUUUGUGAUUAGAAUGACUAAAUACCAAUAUAAAUUACCUAGCUUCUUGUUAUUGGUGAUUAGGUUACACUAAAAAACGAAUGAUUUGGAGAGAAAGACGGAGAUGCAUGCUCGGUGUAAGACAAAUUUCUAUGGCGGAGAUCCUGUGAUUUGGAGAGAGAGAGAGAGAGAGAGAGAGAGAGAGAGAAAGGUUCUCUUUAGCAGGUCUCCCACUUUCUAUUUAUAGUUCCUGUGAUCAUGAAACUAGACUCUUGCCCUUUAUUGGCUGUAAUUCUUAUGAAUGUUGAGGUUAAUGAAGACUUGAACCAGAAAUUAUGAUUAAGAGAGAUUACCUACAAAAUAUAUAGUCCACUGUCGAUAGAUUGUGUGCAAAUCCCAAAAACCAACUUAAGCUAAUAUCAACUCCUUUAAAUGAACAGAAAAACAUUGAGAUACAGGGGGAUCUAUGUUAUACCUGCUCAAGUUUUCCAUGCCAGAAAAUCGACUACCUGAUCUUCCAAAUGCAUAAGCAUAUACAAAGAGCAUAUGGGAUUCUACUGAGCAGGAGCAGGUGGGUUAGCACUACUAACCCCCAAGCCCAUCUUUUGCCCCAAAAUAGUCAACUGAUCGACGAACUCUGCACCGGUCAGAAUCUCCGUCGUCCCAUAAACAAGAGGAAUCUCCCACUCCUCCAACUAGAGUCAAAGCACAGAUCUCAUUCGGUUCUUCUUUGCGUAAGAAGCUUUGUCAUUGGAGGGGCAAUUAAUGGAAUCUCCCACUCUCCCAACACGUUGAUGAUGGUGAUGGUGGUGGAACUGAAGAUGGUGGAAAUUUCCGUGACCACCACCUUUGAUCUCCACGCAAUACAACGUUUCCCUCCGUUUUCGUCCAAUCUGCCCAUCUUCACAGUAUCAAAUUCCCAUUGAAGAGAACAAGCAAGGUCCGAGCUAUUCUUAUUUCGAAAUUGAAGAUAAAAAGCAGUCUCGAUCUCCUCUGUUCCACCAGGUUGAAGCGGUGAUAGUAGGUAGAAUCAGAGCGGCGGGGAAGAAGCAGAUUGAUUUCUCGUCGAUGAAGAACAAUCGGCAACAGAAGAAGCGAGGCAGUGGAGGAGAAACGGGAUCUGAAUUGCAGAGUGCGUCGCGGAGGUGCUCAACCGGCCAUGCUUAAUGCCAAGAUUCGAGCUCCGAACAGCACCACCCUCUUCGCCACCAUCUUGAUUAGCCGUCGAUGAAGAAGAAUCGAAAACAGAAAAUGGAGAGAGACGAGAUCUGGCAUGGAAGAGUGUCGCAAUGUCGGUGAGGUUGGACGCUGGUCGACGGCGAGGGACUCGAUUUUACGCCGCCGCCGCUGUUGCGGUUGUUGUGAAGGACAAAGCUCCGACGGAGGCUGGGGAUGGACAGAGUCGGAGGUCUUCUGGUCGGAGGAGGCGGAGAAUGGGAGAGCAGAGUCGAGAGUUUCUAUCCGUCGCUUUUGAGUUUAAUUCAAUUUUCUUUUUCUGUAAUUUGUUCAUUUACUCUUUUACCCUUAGUUAGAUUUGAUGUUACAAUAACAACAAAUGAGCUGUUGUUAU